Messenger RNA from Vicia villosa (hairy vetch), 870 nucleotides. RefSeq lists its product as uncharacterized. The coding region runs from base 1 to 870 and encodes 289 amino acids. NCBI's taxonomy places the organism in Eukaryota, Viridiplantae, Streptophyta, Magnoliopsida, Fabales, Fabaceae. The record is from RefSeq and is a predicted model, not a curated record. The transcript is spliced from 3 exons. Gene Ontology annotation, molecular function: zinc ion binding; nucleic acid binding.
AUGGACUGCACUCAAGCGCAGAAGGUUCGGUAUGGAACUCAUAUGCUGGCAGUCGAAGCUGAUGACUGGUGGCUAGAGACUCGUCAGAGAUUAGAGGUGGUAGGUGAAGAGAUCACUAGGGUUGUGUUCCGUAGAGAGUUUCUUAUGAAGUAUUAUCCUGAAGAUGUUCCGGGUAAGAAAGAGACUGAGUUCCUUGAGCUGAAACAGGGAAAUAUGUUAGUGACAAAGUAUGCUGCAAAGUUCACUGAGUUGGCUAAGAUCUACCUAUAUUAUGAUGGAGUAGGUUCUGAUUUUUCAAAGUGCAUCAAGUUUGAGAAUGGAUUGCGCUCUAAGAUCAAGAAAGUUGUUGGGUAUCAGAAGAUUCGUAUCUUUUCUGAUUUGGUUGAUAGUUGCAGAACUUUUAAAGAAGAUCAUAAUACACAUUACAAAAUUGUCAAGGAUAGGAGAGGUAAAGCAGAUGUGGCUGAUAGCAAGAGAACUAGUAGAGGAGAAGCUCUUGCUAGCGUCAUUUGUUUCAAUUACGGGAAACCUGGUCAAAAGAGUAAUGCGUGCAACCUCGAGGUGAAGAAAUGUUUUCGUUGGGGUAAGAUGGGACAUGCUAUGUCAGAUUGUAAGCAUAGGGAAAUUGUUUAUUUUAACUUUAGUGAAGAAGGACACAUUGGGAGUCAAUGUCUGAAGCAAAACAAGACGCAAUCUGGUGGAAAAGUGUUCGCGUUGGCGGGAAGUCAGACUGAUGGAGGGAACGAGCACAUUGGAGGUACUAUUGAAGUAAGUUGGUUUUGUCCCGAAUUUGGACAAGGUUUGGUUGUAGGCUCAAAUAGCCAAAGUGGAAAGCUGUUUAAGUUGUUGUUUCUGUUGUCGUUGUUUUGA